AUGAGGGCCAUUUUUGUGAUCCUGCCUUUCUGCGCCGUUGUCCUCGGCGAAAAAGACAAGCUAACUACAGCGAACAAUCAUUUCGGCAUCCGGCUUCUUCAGAACCUACCAAGCAGCGGAGAAGAAAACCUAUUUUUUUCACCUUACAGCGUGUCUAUGGCGAUGGGAAUGGCAUACGCUGGCGCUAAGGGUAAAACACAAGAAGAGCUGCUGAGGGGCCUGGGUUACUCUCAGUCAGGGCUAACCAGAGACGAAGUCCUUGACGCGCACUUUCGCCAUAGUCAAAACUUUCUGCCUGGUGCUUCCAACACGACGAUUAACGUGUUUAACGGAGCGGCUGUCGACGAAAGUCUUAGUGUCCUACCGGCGUACAAAGAGUCCAUCAAAAACGUGUUCCAAGCGGAACUGCACAAGGUCGAUUUUAAACAGAAAGGACAGGAAGCUGUGAACAUAAUCAACGGAUGGGUCAAAAACAGGACGGAGCAAAAAAUCAAGAAACUUUUCAGCGAGCCGCCUCGCCCUGACACGCGGAUGCUCUUGCUCAAUGCCAUCUAUUUCAAGGGAGUGUGGAGCACGGGCUUUAAUGAGAAGCUGACGAGAAAGCGACGAUUCUUUAAUGGUGGACUCACUCCUACCGAAGUCGACACUAUGCAAGGUGUAUUCAACACGCAUCACAACUUUUUUGAUCAUUUGCAACUCGAUAUGGUCGAUCUGCCCUACAGUGGGCACGACUACAGCAUGACCAUCAUGCUGCCCCAAAAGAAGGACGGAGUAGAAGCCCUCAAAGGGAACCUCACAGUGAACCUUUUUGAGCAUCUGUUCGCAGAACUAAGGGAGAGAGAGGUAUACCUCACCCUGCCGAAGUUCAAGUUUGAGACAGAAUACUCUCUCAAGGAACCUUUGAAUAACCUGGGCAUAAGGAACAUCUUCAGCGAUGGCGCCGACCUGUCGGGCAUCAGUGACCGCGAGGCGCUGCGUGUGUCGAAGGUUGUCCACAAGGCAGUCAUCGAGGUUAAUGAAAAAUACAGCGAGGCGGCAGCCGUCACAGCCGUUGCUGUGCCCCUUAUUGUUGGUGGAGAUCUGACAGCCCACGUUUCCGUUGACCACCCUUUCCUCUUUUUUAUCCGGAACAAAGACACGCGUGACAUUCUCUUUGCGGGACAGGUGAACAAACUCUGA
Ixodes scapularis (black-legged tick) is the source of this 1179-nucleotide messenger RNA. RefSeq names its product intracellular coagulation inhibitor 1-like. The transcript has 2 exons. Lineage: Eukaryota; Metazoa; Arthropoda; Arachnida; Ixodida; Ixodidae. Bases 1 to 1179 code for a protein of 392 amino acids. Gene Ontology annotation, molecular function: serine-type endopeptidase inhibitor activity. The record is from RefSeq and is a predicted model, not a curated record.